Messenger RNA from Ostertagia ostertagi, 969 nucleotides. Lineage: Eukaryota; Metazoa; Nematoda; Chromadorea; Rhabditida; Trichostrongylidae. The record is from the annotation of a GenBank genome assembly.
AUGUGUCGCGUCGUCACGCUCAUCUCCAUCAUCGUUGUCGCUGUAACGGCGGCACCAGCUCAAGAAGCACCAACUUUCGAAAGCUUCACUAACGAUGCUACACUUACGAAGUCCGGCGAAAUUGGAGGUGGCAAGAAGCCCGAUUUGGUCAAAGUGGGCGAAGUAGCUGAGUCCAUCUUAAAUCGACUUGGAAUCAACAUGAAGGAAGACAGAGGCGUCCGUAGGGCACCCGUCCCAAGCGCCCUCUAUCAGACCGAUGAUCUAAAUGCUGUCAUUGCGGAAGCAAAUGCAAACCGUGUCGAUUUGCAAGGAAUCGCGUCGGGUCAGAUUCCUGGCUUGGCACCGAUUCCAGUACCAGGAUAUCCAGGACCACAGGAUGUACCCGUUAUUCCGGGAGUGAACACAAUUCCUGGUCUCAGCAAUUUCAACUACUUGGUUGGGCAGCUCUUUCCUCAGAUGAUUCCACCAGCGAACACUCUUCUCGGAUCAUCAAUCAGUCGGAUCCUUCCGAAAGACUCGGCUAAGAAUCUAGCGAAGGACGUUUUUAGGGCCGUUCAUCCAGCCGCUGAAAACGUGGACGUCGCCAGAAUGAUGGGUCGAUGGUUCCAGGUGAUCAAUUCGCCUCAUGUGAUCCGUGAAGCUUGCUCAGUUCUUCACUUUGGUGCCCUGACGAACAACACCUAUUCGCCCUCAUUUACCACAUUGAAGUUCUACAGAGAAGGAAAUCCGAAUGGAUCACCAAGGUUUGCCCUCGGCUACGGAUUUAAAUCUGGAGAAACUGGACAGUUCGUGCUACACAGCAGUAACUCACCCGACGCAGAGCCAUUCUGGGUUAUCAAGAAAGGACCACUUAAUGAGUACAACCAGUAUGAUUAUGCUAUCAUCUCGACCCGGGUUCGAUUCCCAGUGUUCGUAUCAGCGAGCGUUGAUCAGCUGAACGAUUUCGUAAGGAGUAUGGAAAGAACGUAG